Molecule: messenger RNA, 3057 nt
Organism: Dichotomopilus funicola
Lineage: Eukaryota; Fungi; Ascomycota; Sordariomycetes; Sordariales; Chaetomiaceae
Product: biotin synthase
Exons: 7
Coding region: 1-3057 (1018 amino acids)
Biological process (GO): biotin biosynthetic process
Cellular component (GO): mitochondrion
Molecular function (GO): biotin synthase activity; 2 iron, 2 sulfur cluster binding
Source: RefSeq, a predicted model, not a curated record
AUGAGAGCUUCCCUCCGACCGGCCCUACACGCGGCUACGCGUACACGGCUGACCUCCGCGGCCCGCAUCGGUAACUUCCCGGCCCGCAUGGCAACAGCGGCCGCGGCUCAACCGAUCACACCCGCGACAAAUCCCGCGACCACACUACCACCGAGCCAAGCCCCCCUUUCCGAGCGCGAUGUCGAGCAGAUCUCAGCUAUUUUCUAUCAGCCAUUGAUGGAAUUGACGUACCAAGCUGCCAACAUCCACCGCCGGUUCCACAACCCUGCCGAGGUCCAGCUCUGCACCCUGAUGAAUAUCAAGACAGGUGGUUGUACCGAAGACUGCUCAUACUGCGCUCAGUCCACUCGAUACCAAAAGGGGACCGGCCUUGAAGCAAAGCGUGUCGAAACCGUAGAGUCUGUCCUCGAAGCGGCCCGCGUCGCCAAGGAAAAUGGCAGCACCCGUUUCUGCAUGGGCGCCGCCUGGCGCGACAUGCGGGGCCGCAAGAACAGCUUGCGAAACAUCAAGGAGAUGGUAUCCGGCGUGCGGGCGCUAGGUAUGGAGUCUUGCGUGACCCUCGGCAUGAUCGAUGCCGAGCAAGCCAAGGAGCUCAAGGAGGCUGGUCUGACCGCGUACAACCACAACGUCGACACUAGCCGCGAGUUCUACCCGAGCAUCAUCUCCACGCGUACCUACGACGAGCGUUUGAAGACGCUGGGCCACGUCCGCGACGCUGGCAUCAACGUCUGCUCCGGCGGUAUCUUAGGUCUUGGUGAGACAUCGGAGGACCGUAUCGGUCUGCUGUACACCGUCUCCACUCUGCCGAGUCACCCGGAGAGCUUUCCCGUCAACGCGCUGGUUCCUAUCAAGGGCACACCGCUGGGUGACCGCACGCCCAUUGAGUUCACCAGCAUGCUACGCACCAUCGCGGCGGCCCGCAUUCUCAUGCCUGGAACCAUCAUCCGGAUUGCGGCUGGGCGCAAGACGAUGGCGGAGGAACAACAGGCAAUGUGUUUCAUGGCCGGGGCGAAUGCGAUCUUCACGGGCGAGAAAAUGUUGACGACUGACUGCAACGGGUGGGAUGAGGAUGCGGCAAUGUUUGGACGCUGGGGGUUGGAACCCAUGCGGAGCUUCCGCAAGUCGGCGGUUGCGUCCGCCGGGGAUGUUGCUGCUGCACCGGUGAUGGAGGCUGUGAUUGAUACACAACGAAUCCCGACACAACUUCCGUUUUUGCUCGGUUGGUGUCUGCCAAUUCCGACCAUGAAUUGCCUCGGGCUGGGAGGCGGCAAGUCAAGGCGGCUGUUCACCCGACAGACGCUCUUGAUUGCCGUCGCCGUCUGCAUCGUCUGGGUCGUGUGGCUGCAGUUCAGCAACGACCUGUCACAACACUGGCCUGACCUAGGGCCUGGGUCUUCGACAUCAGAGGAGAACUACAAUGGGCCGAAACGGAUCCCCACACACAACGUGCUGCCGCCGAUGGCAGAGCGCAUCGCCUGUCAUGGCCCCCGUGGCCAUUUACUCGGUCAAAGCCGGGAUGACGACCUCCAUGAAAGCGAGCUCGAUGGCCCCUACCCCAUGCCUUGGGCCGGAAACUACGAGGAAACCGGUCUUGACCUGACCGUCAUGACCGUUGACGAACGAUAUGGCCCAUACGGCUUCGGCGAAGAGAAGGAGACCUACAACCGGCAAAAAGUGGACUGGAAGAGCGUCGAUUGGGGCCAGUUGCAGAACGACUGCUUCCAACGCAAUCGCGACCGUUUCCCUGCUGCGGCCACCCGCUUUGAAGACACCCGCGUCGCGGCCCCGCGUUUCGGCUUCCGUCACGUUUCCAAGAUUCCCCAGAUCCGUCACUGGCAUGAAUUCGAGGCGUCACGGCGCACGGCUAUUGUUGUGCGUGCUUGGCGCGGGUUUAAAUACAUGCCGGAAGACAUGUACUAUCUCCGCUCGCUCAUCACCGAGACCGCGCUUAAGUCUGGUGGCGAGUACCAAGUCAUCCUGCUUGUCGAUAUGAAGGAUUACGAGGGGUACGACAACAACAUCUUUGCCUCGGAAGAGGCGUACAAGAAGGGUCUUGAAGACGCCGGCGUCCCCCCUGAGUUGCAGUCCAUUGCUUUGCUGUGGGACGUCCGUCUGCUGGAGAGCUGGUACCCCAUGAUUGAGGAACACAGGACUAUGUGGCAGGUGUUCCAGCCCAUGCAGCUACUCGCUCUCCAUUACCCCGAGUUCGACCACUUCUGGCAACUCGAGCUCGAUAUGCGCUUCCUCGGCGACGCCGGCAAGUUCCUCGAUCGACUCUCCGCCACGGCCCGCAACGAGCCCCGCAAGCAGUCGCUCGAGCGGUCCAGCUUCUGGCACAUGAUCGCCGAGACCGGCGACUACGGCGAGUUCUUCCUGGCCGUCAACCAAUCCAACAACGGCGGCUCGCACGCCUGGGGCCCCGUGCGCGUGCGCGAGAUCCUGCCCAUCGGCCCGGAACCUCCCGUUACCGACCCGCGCGACGACCACUUCGAAUGGGGCGUGGGCGAAGACGCCGACGCGCUGCUCACCUCCUUCUGCAUGGACGCCAACAUCCCCAACAAGUGGAUCUUCCGCGAAUGGAUCUGGGGCCUCCAAACCGGCGUACACACCCCGCGCUUUUACUGCCCGCCCGCCAUCCAGCGUGGCUCGCGCAACCUGUACCUGGCCAUUCACCAAGCCCAACUCGAGCACGGCAUUCGGCUCCCCUCGGAAGCUACGCUUCCCAGCUUUGCGCUAUGGCACGGCCUCAAGCUUUCCUUCCCGCAGCACCCAGUCUUCCACCGCGACAAGGACGACGUCGAGAACCGUCGCGGGUGGUGGCGUGGCGGCCCGCGGGCCAGCUCAUCAGGUCUCGGCCCGGACAACUCGGACCACCCGCGUGGCAAGGGUCUGUCUUUCUGGUGGGAGUCGACAUGGUCGCGUCAUGUGUUCAACGACUGGUACGGCCGUAAGCUGGACAAGGACAUGGAGCGGCCAUGGAUCAUUCGUGAGAUGGAGGGGAAGUUGUACUUGCCUAACAUGAUGUUGCACCCUGUAAAACACGUCGCGCCGAAAUAG